GCAUCCACUGGCAGGGUGUGCGGGCCACGCAACAGCCUGCCCCGCAGUAGCGGGCUGUGGCAGUCGUCGACACUGCCCAACAGCCCCUCAUGGACGUCCUUCUGCAGCAACAUGGCACCAUCUUCGACGAGCCCACGAGACUGCCCCCGGCCCGCCCCUACGACCAUCGCAUCCACCUGCUGCCCGGUACAGCUCCGGUGGCCGUACGACCGUACCGGUACGCACAACUGCAGAAGGACGAGCUGGAGCGACAGUGUGAGGCCAUGCUCACACAAGGCAUCAUACGACCCAGCACGUCGCCGUUCUCCGCUCCGGUGCUCUUGGUUCGCAAGGCGGACCGCUCGUGGCGUUUCUGCAUCGACUACCACGCCCUCAACGCCAAGACGUCCAAGGACAAGUUCCCGAUCCCGGUGGUGGACGAGCUCCUCGACGAGCUCCAUGGAGCCCGUUUCUUCUCCAAGCUGGACCUACGCUCAGGCUACCACCAGGUGCGGAUGCACACCGAUGACAUCGCCAAGACGGCGUUCCGCACCCAUCAUGGCCACUAUGAGUUCCUGGUCAUGUCGUUCGGCCUCUCGAACGCGCCUGCUACUUUCCAGGCCCUGAUGAACGACGUACUCCGCCCAUAUCUUCGGAAGUUUGUGCUUGUCUUCUUCGACGAUAUCCUGAUCUACAAUGCAUCAUGGGCGGAGCACCUCCAGCAUGUGGGCAUCGUCCUCGAGACAUUGCAGGCACACCACCUCCACCUGAAGCGCUCCAAGUGUUCCUUCGGCGCCACAUCAGUGGCCUAUCUGGGCCAUGUCAUCUCCGAGGGUGGGGUCGCCAUGGACGCCGACAAGGUCGCGACAGUGGCCUCCUGGCCGCCCCCGCGGUCUGCACGAGGUCUCCGGGGCUUCUUGGGACUAGCAGGGUACUACCGGAAGUUCAUCAAAGACUUCGGCCUCAUUGCAGCCCCGCUGACACGUCUCUUGCGACGAGACGCGUUUGCCUGGGACGAUGACGCGACAACAUCCUUCCACGCCCUAAAGCACGCCCUAACGACGGGUCCAGUGCUCCAGAUGCCGGACUUCGCCAAGCUCUUCGUCGUCGACUGUGACGCGUCAGGUGCAGGGUUCGGUGCUGUCCUUCAUCAGGGCGCGGGACCUCUCGCCUACUUCAGCAAGCCAUUUGCAGCCCGCCACCUUAAGUUGGCGGCCUACGAGAGGGAGCUCAUCGGCCUCGUGCAGGCCGUCCGUCACUGGCGCCCGUACUUGUGGGGGCGCCACUUUUUUGUUCGGACUGACCACUACAGUCUCAAAUUCUUGCUGGAUCAGCGCUUGUCCACAGUUCCUCAGCAUCAGUGGACCAGCAAGUUGUUCGGUUUCGAUUUCUCGGUGGAAUACAGGCCGGGGCGCCUGAACACCGUGGCCGACGCCCUGUCCAGCCGCGACUCGGAGGCUGCCGUGGAGGACACGACUAUGGCAGCACUGGCCAUCUCGGGCCCGACAUUCUCCCUGCUGGACGACAUCAGGCGGGCGCUGGCAGCUGCACCUGACGGGCAGCACCUCCUCCAGCAGCUGCGGGACGGCGUAUUGGCUGCGCCAUGGUGCCUCGUCGACGGGCUGCUCCUGCACGGCACACGCAUCUUCGUGCCGAACUACGACGACCUGCGCCACCAGGUGCUGACACUGGCGCACUCGGCAGGUCAUGAGGGCAUCCAGAAAACCCUCCAUCGACUACGGGCAGACUUCUACAUGCCACAUGAUCGCGCGCUCGUCCAGGACUGGGUGCGCACCUGCACCACGUGCCAGCAAAACAAGACACUGGCGCAGCAGCCGAGCGGCCUCCUGCAACCCCUUGAGGUGCCGUCCCAGGUGUGGGUCGACAUCUCCAUGGACUUCAUCGAGGGGCUGCCCAAGGUGGCAGGCAAGUCCGUCAUCCUCACGGUGGUGGAUCGCUUCUCCAAAUACGCCCACUUCAUCGCCCUCGGCCACCCCUACACCGCGUCGUCCGUAGCACGGGCAUUCUUCGACGGCAUCGUACGACUGCACGAGUUCCCGUUGUCUAUUGUUAGUGACCGGGACCCCGUCUUCACCGGGCACGUGUGGCGCGACCUCUUCAAGAUGGCGGGGGUGACACUAAAGAUGAGCACCGCCUUCCACCCACAGACGGAUGGACAAUCGGAGGUGGUCAACAAAAUUAUUGCGAUGUAUCUUCGGUGUGUCACCGGCGAUCGACCGCGGGCAUGGGUGGAUUGGCUGUCCUGGGCGGAGUAUUGCUAUAAUACCUCCUACCACACAGCAUUGCGUGCCACUCCCUUCGAGGUGGUCUAUGGCAGAUCCCCACUGUCCAUGCUACCUUACACGACAGAGACGACACGUAUUGAGGCCGCAGACGACAUGCUACGCUCCAGAGAUGAGAUGCUGGCCGAGGUGCGCCAGCGCCUUUUGCAGGCCCAGCAGCUCGCCAAGAAGUAUUACGAUGCCGGGCAUCGGGAGGUCCAGUUCCAGGUGGGCGACUGGGUGUGGCUACGCCUGCUACACCGCACCUUUCAGUCCCUCCAUCCGCGCGCGAAGGGAAAGCUGGGACCUCGCUACGCAGGCCCUUUCCGUGUCCAGGAAAGGAUUGGGUCGGUAGCCUACCGCCUGCAGUUGCCAGAUGGUGCUCGCAUCCAUGAUGUCUUCCACGUCAGCCUGCUGAAGCCGCACCGUGGGGAUCCUCCUGCAACUCCGGGGACGCUUGACCCAGUGAUGGAUGGUCGGCUGCUUCCUGUGCCGGCCAAGGUGCUUCGCGCUCAACUUAGGCGGGGCGUGUGGCAGGUUCUCGUACAGUGGCGUGGACUGGCUGAAGAUGACGCCACAUGGGAAAAGCUUGAAGAGUUUCGUGCUGCUUAACCCAACUUACAGCUCGAGGACGAGCUGUUUGAGAAGGCGGGGAGAGAUGUUAUGUAUGGCCAAGCCUAUGUUAGGCGCAAUAGGGCCAAGGCUGCCCAGGUGAGGCCCAAGGCCCAAUAGCUAAUAGAUAAGCUCUAUCUAGUUAGUUAUACUUAUCCAAAGUUAGUAGAUAAAGAUCAGCUCUAUCUAGAUAGUUAUACUUAUCCAAAGUUAGUAGAUAGACUUGAGAUAGCUAUAUAUAUAGAUCUGUAAACUCUGGAAUAAAGAUAAGCAGAAUUCCAAUCUAUUCUGGCUUCCUAGAGGGAGCCAGAGUCUCCUGUGAUCUUCUCCCUGCGCGCAACCCAGCCAGGAUCACGACGGCGCCCUAGCGCCGCCACCCUGGUCGCACCAAAUCCCCUCCCUACAAUCUGCGCAAUCUGCCCGGUAGAAUCCGUAGUUCUACCAAUUUCAUUAAUAGGAGAAGAAAAAAAGCGGGACAUAAACAUCCACACACUGACCCACACCCAUACUGAGACAGCUGGAGUGCGCACAAGACACAGAGCUGAGAGACAGCCAAAACAGAUAAAAAAACACCACCUGGACUAAACAACUAAGCCAUUAAGAAUAUUACUCUGAGCUGUCAACAAGACUAGCCCCUUGGCGCCAGCAGAACUCCAGCACCAAAGCUCAUUGCCGGCUGAGAUCAGGGCUGUAGCAAGAUAUGGUGAUUUGCCAUUGAACACAGUCAUUCCUUUGCCGCCAAAGAAUCCAAUCUCCCAACACAAUAAGAGAGUUGAGCCCUUUCUGGAGCUCCUUUCCCAUGGCGUUAACACAAUUCUUCCACCAGUCAUCGAAGAUAACAUCAGACGGCUGCGGACAAAGAGCAGUGAGCCCCAUCUUUGGAGAAGAAAGAACCAGAACUGCCUGCUGAAAACACAGUUUACUAAGAUAUGAUUAAUCGUCUCAUCUUCCUGUUCACAAAGGGGACAACAGCUCGGUCGGGAGAGAUUUCUCUUAGCCAAUCGAUCCGAUGUCCAGCAUUGAUUGUGGAUCACAAGCCAGAUGAAGAAAGUGAACUUAGGAGGAGCCCAAGUCUUCUAGACACGAUCAAAAGCCUCCCACUGCAAGGAUCCUUGGAAGAUGGCUGCAUAAGCCGAGGUUGCUAAAUAUUUUCCGGAACUGGACAGCCUCCAAAAGUGUCUAUCUGGCAAUGCCGGGCUGCAGGUUAACCCCUUCGAAAGCUUCCCAAAGAAGUGUGAUUUCCAUGAGCACCUCUCAGGAUAAAACACCCUGAAGGUCUUGAAUCCAUCUUGAAUCUGUCAAGGCUUCCAGAACUAUUCUUUUGUUUAUUAUACUCUUCGAGACCAUCAAGAAAAGGUUGGAGCCAAAUCCUCCAUCCGUUGCCCAGCCAGCCACCUGUCACUCCAGCUUACACAUAUUUGAAAAGUAAAGCUUAUCCCUACAGCAAGCCAUUUAGCAAACUGUUAAAAACUGAAAACCUGCAAUAAUGAAAGUUUUUGACUUUUUGCCCACUAUCGUAGUUAAUUUUUUAUUUGAAAAAAUCUUUAUUGCAUUGGAUAUUUAUGAUGUUUGUUUGGUUCUUGUUUACCUUUUUUGUUUAGACGACGACAACUUAUAUGGAAAUCAGGAGAGUCAUCUAACAAUUUUUAUUAUUUUUGUGGGAAAUUCUAUUAGUGAAUCAUUCCAAGAGCCAACUCAAGAAGUUUUACUAUGUUCAAUUGAAGAAGAGAUAUGCAUGCCUCUAUUUCCAUAUCUGGUAAUACUUAUUAAAUAGUUUUAUUCUGCUUUGCUUCAGCUGUUCCUUGGACUGAAGAGGAGCAUAGAACAUUUCUUGCUGGUCUUGAAAAGCUAGGGAAGGGAGAUUGGAGGGGUAUAGCAAAAAAAUUUGUUACCACCAGAACACCAACUCAAGUUGCAAGUCAUGCUCAGAAAUAUUUUCUUAGACAAACUAAUCCAAAUAAGAAGCGCAGAUCUAGUCUUUUUGACAUGAUGCCCAGAGAGCUGUCACCAACACCAAACUGCCCCGUAUUACCACCAUCCAUGGCAAAAGUACAUGACGUGGUAGCUAUGACGAAACAACUCCAGAAUAGCAACUUGGAAGGAGCCUCAUCUUCCAAUGCAGCUAAUGUAGUAUCUCAAGUAGGAAGAGAUCUCCCCCCAGUUCCGUCUUUUAAGGCAACAAAUAUAGAUUCAAGUUUCAGCAAAUUUAGCCACAUGGAGCGCUACUGGAGAACUCCCUACCCGUCCAGACCAAUUCCUAGAGCCCCUGAAGGGACGUCUUCAUCAACUCCUGUUGCUGCCAGUACAGCUGUUCCAGCCUCCGAAGCUAACCUGACUGCAUAUACUAGCACAUUCUUGAGCCAGCGAGCUGAUACCCCAUCAUUGCCUCCGAAGGGUGAUCCUCCUCCAUCAGAGGAUGAUGAUCUGGAACUGACUGUCGCUCCACCAUCCCAACAGAAUAUGACCAAUAUGUCCUCCCAGAAUGCGGUAGGCGUGAUUCAAGUCAUCUAAGCUAAUUUUUUUUCUCUCUCUAGAAGUUACUGUGGGUAUUUACAGUUCACCGAAUAAGUACUAACAUUCUAUCAGCAAAUACAUCAGUAUAAUAAGAUCAUGAGUGACAAGACACAGUA
Messenger RNA from Zea mays, 5503 nucleotides. RefSeq lists its product as uncharacterized. Bases 90 to 2873 code for a protein of 927 amino acids. The transcript has 4 exons. Gene Ontology annotation, molecular function: nucleic acid binding. Gene Ontology annotation, biological process: DNA integration. NCBI's taxonomy places the organism in Eukaryota, Viridiplantae, Streptophyta, Magnoliopsida, Poales, Poaceae. The record is from RefSeq and is a predicted model, not a curated record.